Daphnia pulicaria is the source of this 748-nucleotide messenger RNA. Its product is annotated as shematrin-like protein 2. The record is from RefSeq and is a predicted model, not a curated record. The transcript has 3 exons. Lineage: Eukaryota; Metazoa; Arthropoda; Branchiopoda; Diplostraca; Daphniidae. Bases 74 to 442 code for a protein of 122 amino acids.
CUUCUCGGCUCUUCUCCAGUUUCUUUACACUCAUCACUUGAUUCUUCCGUAACUCAGUCGAAAAACGAAAAGAAUGUCUCGAAUUUUCAUGUUUAUGCUGUUGGUGGCCGUUGCUGUGGCCUUGCCUUACCCUCAAGACGCUGCUGCUCCCGCCGUUCCUGCCGCAGCUGUUCCAGGUGCGGAUGGUUUAACAGCUGACCUCCGUCAUCACCAUGGUCACAACAGCGGCGGAUAUGGGGCUGGAUAUAAUCAAGGAUACGGCGGAUAUAAUCAAGGAUACGGCGGACAUAAUCAAGGAUACGGUGGAUACAACCAGCAGGGAUAUGGCGGAUACAACCAGGGAUAUGGAAACAACUACAAAAACAGAUGGAGGUUACGGCAGUUACGGUGGACUCGGAUGGAGAGAAGGACAGAAACCAGGGGAUACCGCCGCUCCAGUUGAUCCUGCAGCCACUGGACAAGUGACUUUCCAGUAGAAUUCUCCAAUGCACCUGUUUGCUUUCAUUCAAUCCACUUAACUCUUAUCAAAUUAUCACCUUGCGUUCGUGCCUAUGGCUAAUUCUGUCGGAAUUCUUGUAUUUUAUAGGGUCUGCCCUUGCAGUUUUCACUUCUGUUGUCUAAUUGAAGGGAUGUCUUAUUCUAUUCGCCAAAGUGAAUGCUGUAUGUUAUUCUGACUCUGUCGAUCAGUUUUAGAAAAAAUGCGAUAACAUAUUCUUUCUUAAAGUGGAAAUAAAAUUUCAAAUUAAAA